This is a messenger RNA of Zingiber officinale, 1303 nucleotides long. Its product is annotated as AT-hook motif nuclear-localized protein 23-like. The transcript has a single exon. Gene Ontology annotation, molecular function: DNA-binding transcription factor activity; minor groove of adenine-thymine-rich DNA binding. The coding region runs from base 263 to 1087 and encodes 274 amino acids. NCBI's taxonomy places the organism in Eukaryota, Viridiplantae, Streptophyta, Magnoliopsida, Zingiberales, Zingiberaceae. The record is from RefSeq and is a predicted model, not a curated record. Gene Ontology annotation, cellular component: nucleus.
UUCUUUUCAUUCUAUGUUUCUUCCUUAGCUUUUUGCAAACCCUAAUUCUAAUGCUCUCGCUUCUCCCUCUCUAGCUAACUCCUCAGUUCUUGCUCUACCUUUUAUGUUUUCACAUGAAAUUUGGUGUCCAUUUUAAAAUUCCUUUAGUUUUAUAAUCGAGUUCAUAUCUUUUUCACCUUUUUUUAUUGGCAAAAAAAAAAAAAAUUCUAACCUAAAUACUAGUUUUUUAAUUUUAUUUUUCAUUAAAUUGGAUCCCCCGCGCAUGGCGGGACUCGGUCUCGGCACUGCGGGCUCCCGCUUCGUUCACCCUCUGCACCUCCACCUCCCGCACGGCGAUACGGCGGACGAGGACGGCGAGGGAUCGCCUGCCUCGGCGGCCGGGGCCGAUGAGAGAGGGAGCCACGGGCGGCGGCCGCGAGGGCGGCCGCCUGGGUCCAAGAACAGGCCGAAGCCGCCGGUGAUCAUCACGCGGGAGAGCGCGAACGCGCUGCGCGCGCACAUACUGGAGGUGGCGGGCGGCUGCGACGUGUUCGAGAGCUUGUCGGUCUACGCGUGGCGGCGGCAGCGCGGGGUGUGCGUGCUCAGCGGCAGCGGGACGGUGGCCAACGUGACCCUCCGCCAUCCGGGCGGCGGCGCGGUGGCCGGGCUGCAGGGGCGGUUUGAGAUUCUGUCGCUCUCCGGGUCGUUCCUGCCGCCGCCCGCGCCGCCGGGGGCCACCAGCCUCGCGGUGUUCCUGGCCGGCGGGCAGGGGCAGGUCGUCGGGGGCAGCGUCGUCGGCGCCUUGAUCGCGGCGGGGCCAGUCAUCGUCAUCGCGGCCUCGUUCACCAACGUGGCCUACGAGAGGCUGCCUCUGGACGAGGAGGACGAAGAGGCCGAGGCAGCGCAACGGCAGCAGCAGCAGCUCAACCCUCCAUCCCUGAGCAGCGCCGGCGCCGGACCUCCUCCGUUCACCGACUCUGCUUCGGCUCUACCCUUUUUCAAUUUGCCGCCCAACAUGCCUCACCUACCUGUGGACCACCACGGCGGCGGCUCCUGGCCCAGCGGAGCCGCCGCUUCCACCACCGCCGGCAGACCGCCGUUCUUUUAGAAGCUGACCAGAAAGAUCGGACAAGGAGAUCAUCUAUAAACCGCCAUGAACAUGUACAAUUAUUCAUCUCUCAUCUAAAAAAAAAAAAAAUAGCUACUUAUAAUUUGAUCUCUCUGUGUGAUAUUUUUCUUAUCGAUCGAUCAUCUCGUGAUCGAACUCUCGUUUGCUGUUCUUGAUCCUCUUAAAUUCUUAUAUUUUCCCUAAUUAAUUUUCUCU